Messenger RNA from Stegastes partitus (bicolor damselfish), 498 nucleotides. Its product is annotated as molybdopterin synthase catalytic subunit. The transcript is spliced from 4 exons. Gene Ontology annotation, biological process: Mo-molybdopterin cofactor biosynthetic process. The coding region runs from base 1 to 483 and encodes 160 amino acids. Gene Ontology annotation, molecular function: molybdopterin synthase activity. Lineage: Eukaryota; Metazoa; Chordata; Actinopteri; Pomacentridae. Gene Ontology annotation, cellular component: cytosol; molybdopterin synthase complex. The record is from RefSeq and is a predicted model, not a curated record.
AUGUCGGAGGAGCCGAGAGACGUCUUCAAGCUGAGCCGUGAUAGGCUGUCCGUCCAGGAAGUGGUGGACGCCGUCAGCAGCGCUUCCUGUGGAGCCAUUUCAGUUUUUAUAGGUACGACUCGUGAGGAUCAGGUGGAGGGCAGGAAGGUGAUUGGUCUGGAAUAUGAGGCGUACGAGCUCAUGGCCCAAUCAGAGUUCACCAAGCUGUGUGAUGACAUCAGAGCGCGCUGGCCAACCGUAACGCACAUCUGCAUCCACCACCGGCUGGGGUGGGUGAAGGUGGGCGAGGCCAGCGUCGCCAUGGCAAUCUCGUCUCCUCACCGUGGCGACGGCCAGCAGGCGGUCCAGCACGGCAUCAGCCAGCUGAAGGCCAAGCUGCCCAUCUGGAAGAAGGAGGUUUACGACACGCAGGAGGCGAGCUGGAAGGAGAACGGCGAGUGUUCGUGGUCGAGUGGCCGUCAGCUGCACCCAGAGAACCAAUAAACGUUUUAACUCUGA